This is a messenger RNA of Propithecus coquereli (Coquerel's sifaka), 2461 nucleotides long. RefSeq names its product fibrous sheath CABYR binding protein (gene FSCB). Gene Ontology annotation, biological process: negative regulation of protein sumoylation. The coding region runs from base 230 to 2461 and encodes 743 amino acids. The record is from RefSeq and is a predicted model, not a curated record. Gene Ontology annotation, cellular component: sperm principal piece; sperm fibrous sheath. Gene Ontology annotation, molecular function: calcium ion binding. NCBI's taxonomy places the organism in Eukaryota, Metazoa, Chordata, Mammalia, Primates, Indriidae. The transcript has a single exon.
AGAUUUAGUUAUAAUAGAGACUAAACAAGAAAGAUGUUUACUGAAUAAGGUGGGAUCCAACAAGAGUGUAGUAUAGAAUGCAAUAAUUUAUGAAUUACUCUUUUUUGAGGGAGUUCAGCAGGACAACACUUAAUGAAGAAAGGUAAAGGUUUAACUAUCUGGUACAUUUGUGAUUCUUGAUGAUUACUUACUUAAAGAUUAAUGAAUUUGAAAUUUACCAGCCUUAGAAAUGGAAGAAAGUGAUGAACCUGAUCAGCCUAUCUCAGCAGGGAGGCAAGAAAUUAGAAAGAGAAGACGACCCAGUCAACCAAUGGUAAACAAAUCCCAGCAGACUGAAGUGACAGAGAAAAAGAAACACACGGCCAUACCACAAUCAUCUGGCCCCAAAGCUACCCUUAGUAUUGGUAAUAUUCCUGGAAGCAAAGGCAACUACUCUGCCAAAGACUAUGAGUCUCUUAGAGUGUCUUCUCAACUUCAGCAAACUUGGACAAAGAGAAAGCAUGGACAGGAAAUGACUGAUAAAUCUUUGCAGACAGACACUAGUGUAGAAGAGAAAAAAGAAGUCAAGUUAGUUGAUGAAACAAUGAUACCUGAAGAAAAGCCAGCUGGUGUUGGAGAAGCAGCUGCUGAAUUGCCAGAGAGUAUUCAGGAAGUGGAAAUUCCACCACACAGACACUCAAUUCAACUAAAAAUCGAUAGAUCUCAGCAGACCAGUUGUACUGGAGACUGGACCAUGAUGAAUAUGCCUCCAGAAGAAAAAGUGGACAAGGAACAGCAGACAUACUUUAGUGAAUCAGAAAUAGUGGUUAUUUCCAGGCCAGGUAGUUCUUUUACAAACUCAAAGGAAGGUGCUCAGAAACGUAAAUCUUCAGGAAAGAUUUUUGUUAGUGAACAUCCUGAAUUUCAACCAGCAACAUGUAGCAAUGAAGAAAUUAUGCAGAAAAGUAUCAGCAGACCUUCAUUAACUCAGGAAACCAAAAAAGGUUCUCCAGUAGUUUUAGAAGAUGAGCUUAGGCAAGAGGUUGUAGAAGAGGGUUCUGUUGAUAAAAAGAAGUCUUCAGCUGAAAUAGAGCCUCCACCAACAGCAAAAGUCCCUACGGAAGCGCAGCAUUCCCCAACUGAAGAGGCCACUGCAGAAGUAGAGCCGAGCCCUGCUGAGGAGACUCUUGUCCAAGUACAGACUCAAACUGAAGAAACUCAAACUGAAGAAACUCCUGCUGAAGUUCAGCCUCUACCAGCUGAAGAGCCUUUUUCAGAAGAACCUCCUGGUGAACUAAAGCCCCAACCAGCUGAAGAGAUUCCUUCAACAGAGCCUCCUGCAGAAGUUCAGCCUCCACCAGCUGAAGAGUCUUUUUCAGAAGAACCUCCUGAUGAACUAAAGCCCCAACCAGGUGAAGAGAUUCCUUCAACAGAGCCUCCUGCUGAAAUUCAGUCUCCGCUAGCAGAAGAGGUUCCUGUUGAAGUACAGCUUCCUCCAGUUGAGAAGGCCCUUGGCAAGGCCUCAGAUAAAGUAGAGCAUAUUACUGCUGAAGAGAUCCCUGCUAAAAUUCAGCCUCCAUCAGCUGAAGAGACCAUGGCAGAAGAGGCCUCUGAUGAUAUUCAGUUUCUAGCAGCUACUGAGGCUCCUUCAGAAGAAGUCCCUGCUGAAGUUCAGAUGCCACUAUCCAAGAAGCUUUCAGUAGAAUCCCUUGCAGAAGAACCCCCUGAUGAAGUCCAGUCUCCACUACUGGAGGAGGCCCCUGCAGAAGAGGUCCCUGCUGAGGUUCAGCCUCCACCAAUUGAGGAGGCUCCUAUAGAAGAGGUCCCUCUUGAAAUUCAGUUUCUACCAGCUGAGGAGGCUCCUACAGAAGAGACCACUCCUAAAGUUCAGUCUCCACCAGAUGACGAGGCUCCUACAGAAGAGAUCCCUCCUGAAGUUUGGUUUCCACCAGCUGAGGAGGCUCCUACAGAAGAGACCACUCCUGAAGUUCAAUUUCCGCCAGAUGAUAAGGCUCCUAUAGAAGAGACUCCUGCUGAAGUUCAGUUUCGACCAGAUGACAAGGCUCCUAUAAAAGAGACUCCUGCUGAAGUUCCACUUCCCCCAGCUGAGGAGGCUUCUACAGAAAAGACCACUCCUGAAGUUCAGAUUCCACCAGCUGAGGAGACCCCUGUUGAAGAGGCCCCCAUUUACGAACGUCCUCCACUAGCUGAUUUGCUUCCUGUGGAAGACUUUCCUAUACAAGAGAUUUCUGCUGAAAUUUCACCUCUAGUAGAGAAUGUGUCUACUGAACUUCAAUCACCCCAGGUAGAAGGCAUCCCAGUAAAAUUAGGGUCAGUUGAUUUGAUAGAUGAUACAAAAUUUCAAGAGGUUUUAAAAACGGAUUCUGUUCCAGAAGAUUUGUCUAAUACCAAAAAUGGACAGACUCCCACUCUUGAAAUAGAGGGCGUCAUUAAUAUAGAAUUAAGAAAGACCUCCUCCUGA